AUGUAUCUAUACUCUCUCAUCUUCUUAUUUCUGGCGUCCGUCAACGCCUACGCAGACCCCGGUGCCUGCUCUGGCGACUGCUGGACCCAUGAUCCUGGUCUGUACCAGCGUAAAUCAGACGGGAAGUACUUUCGCUUCGCAACGGGUGGAGGCAUCCAUAUCGCCUCGGCAGACAGCCUCGAGGGCCCAUGGACAGACGACGGCUAUGUUCUACCCAACGGCUCCUCCAUCAACCUAGACGGGAAGAACAACCUCUGGGCCCCCGACCUCCACUACCGAGAUGAGACAUACUUCCUCUACUACGCGGUUUCAUCGCUCGGCUCGCAGAACUCGGCCAUUGGAGUUGCGACCUCCAAGACCAUGGAAGCCGGCAGCUGGACCGAUCACGGCUCCACCGGCGUCGAAUCCACUUCUGCCAGCCCUUACAACACCAUCGACGCCAACUGGAUCGCUGUCGGCGACACCCAGUACCUCAACUUUGGCUCCUACUGGAAUAACCUGUACCAGGUGGAGUUGGCCAGCGGCCUCAAAGUGAAGAGCGGCGCCACGCCGCACCAGAUCGCGUACAAUGCCAGUGGUAUCCAUCGCCAGGAGGCGGCAUUCAUGUUUGAACGCAACAACUACUUCUACUUGACCUUCUCCGGAGGCGUUGCGCUGGGGUACAAUGAUACAUGGCCGGCCCCGGGCGAAGAGUAUCAUAUCUCGAUUUGUCGGUCGACCUCGGCGACGGGAGGAUUCGUCGACAAGGACGGGGUUUCGUGCCUGAACAGUGGAGGAACCCUUUUGCUCGCCAGUCAUGAUUAUGUCUACGGUCCCGGCGGACAGGGCAUUCUCAACGACAAAAGCAAGGGGCUUGUCUUGUACUAUCACUACGCUGACACGCGCAUCGGCAAGGCCGUCGAGGACUACCAGUUUGGAUGGAACCAGUUGACGUGGGAGAACGACUGGCCCACUGCAAGGCUCCGAGCAGGGGUUCCAGCAGCUAGCGAUGAUAUACUUCAAAGCCCCCAUGCCAUUUUGCAAAGCAAUGUUCCACCGACCAUCCGGAAUCUGUACGCCCUGGCCAUAAAUCCAGAGGUGAUCAGUUAUCUGACACGUCUCGUGGAGCCGGAAUGGCUUCUUGAACUCUGGGCUUUCCGGCUCCGUGUCACGACGCCAGAUGACACGAUUGCCAAAGAAGUCGAGAAAUUGGUCAGUUACAAUAUUUGGUGGACCACUUGGCUGAAGGAGUUCCAGAAUAGGGACAAUUGCGAUGCCUUGCUAGCCAUUCUGCUCUACAUCCUUCCAAAUGUGCGGUCCAUCGAAUGGCUCUGGGUAGAAGCAAGCACCCGAUACGCCCUAAAAUUAGUAGACAAAAUAACCCUGCAUCAAGGGCAGUUCAAGGAAAGUGGCCCGCUGGGGAAACUGGAAAAGGUGCUUCUCAAAGGCACCGGCAGAACAGCUGGUAUGAUCGAGUUGAAAAAAAUCUUGCCGCUUUUUCACCUACCUUCGCUGCAUGGAUUCUCGGCUCAGAUGGUCAAAGACUUUAAUCGAUUGCUUUCUGAGAUGAAAGGCUCGUCGAACGUAACGCAUCUCGAGCUCCGGCAAAGUACCACCCUCACGGGAUUCGAGCUCUUGAUAGGACUCUGCUCUGGUCUGAAGUCGUUCAAAUACUACUACGAGCCAGGCCCAUUCAUGUUCAAAAAGACGGCCACGAUUAUAGCCCACCUGGAAACAAGGAAGGAUACCCUCGAAACACUGUGUCUGGACUCAGAUUCCUAUUCUAUGCUGCAGGUUUUGACAGACAGCACCAGUGGGUUGGAUCACUGCGAGAGUUUCGGAAAUUAA
Molecule: messenger RNA, 1827 nt
Organism: Aspergillus thermomutatus
Lineage: Eukaryota; Fungi; Ascomycota; Eurotiomycetes; Eurotiales; Aspergillaceae
Product: arabinan endo-1,5-alpha-L-arabinosidase
Exons: 6
Coding region: 1-1827 (608 amino acids)
Biological process (GO): carbohydrate metabolic process
Molecular function (GO): hydrolase activity, hydrolyzing O-glycosyl compounds
Source: RefSeq, a predicted model, not a curated record